GUGUUCCCUUUUUCACCGGGAACGACGGCCUUCAUGAACCGUCACAUCUCAGUGUUUGGUUUCUCGUUAGAAAAAUAAGGAUGUAGCAGGCGGUACAGUCCCUAUAAAUUAUUUCAUCCCCGCGCCGAGGUACUUUCAGAGCGAGAUCCGCAGUUCCUGAAACGUCGAAGAUUCAAUUUUCUGAAUUGUCCAUCAAGAAACCUUCAUCUGCCAAAGAUGUCCAGUUUUACCACUUUCUCAGACAUGUGACCGAUCUGAGAAAGAAGGACAUCAUGCUGAUAUUCGACAUGCUUGACUGGAACGCCUCUGGAGAGAUUGGUUUCGAAGAGUUCUACUUGCUCGUCUGUAUCCUGCUGUCCAAUGAGAACCACGUGGAGAAGCAGUUCAUCUCACGGCACUCCCGGCCCGUGUUUGAGCUCAUCGACAUGGACGGGGGGCGCACCAUCAGCCCCGGCGAGUUCCAGGCCUCGGGCUUCCUCUUCAACCUCAGGGGCCACGCCCUCAACCGGAUCUUCUACGACUUCGACGUCUCCGGGGACGAGAACCUGAACUACAAGGAGUUCAAGAUGUUUGCCAUGGCGUGCAUCGACAUGCAGGAGGAGACGCGUGAGAAGGAGAGGAGGAAGCUGAAGGAGAUGAGGAGAACGCUGAGGACCCUGAAGAUCCAGCCCCAGGACCCCAGCACCAGCCAAGAAUGAGAUAGCAGCCAGAGGCCUCUCCUGGCACAGACAGCAGGCAGCACCACUCCCUUCGGUCAAGCCAGAGAUUUACAUGAAUAAAUACUAAUAUUUGUACCCUC
Messenger RNA from Lepisosteus oculatus (spotted gar), 799 nucleotides. RefSeq names its product EF-hand calcium-binding domain-containing protein 9. Gene Ontology annotation, molecular function: calcium ion binding; calcium ion sensor activity. Gene Ontology annotation, cellular component: sperm principal piece; cytoplasm. Gene Ontology annotation, biological process: flagellated sperm motility. Lineage: Eukaryota; Metazoa; Chordata; Actinopteri; Semionotiformes; Lepisosteidae. The record is from RefSeq and is a predicted model, not a curated record.